Protobothrops mucrosquamatus (brown spotted pit viper) is the source of this 1164-nucleotide messenger RNA. It is a transcript of the gene HSD11B2, whose product is annotated as hydroxysteroid 11-beta dehydrogenase 2. NCBI's taxonomy places the organism in Eukaryota, Metazoa, Chordata, Lepidosauria, Squamata, Viperidae. Gene Ontology annotation, molecular function: oxidoreductase activity. The record is from RefSeq and is a predicted model, not a curated record. The transcript is spliced from 5 exons. Bases 1 to 1164 code for a protein of 387 amino acids.
AUGGAGCUGGGCUGGGCGUGCAGCCUCUCGGUGUGGCUGCUCUUCCUGGGCAGCCUGGCGGUGCGGCUCCUGCGCUCGGACCUGUUGCUGAGCCGGCUGCUGCUGCUGCGGGUGGGGCAGCUGGCCGUCCUGCAGGCGCUGGGCCAGGCCGUCCUGCCGCUGCCCCUCAGCGCCGCCCUCACGGGGGCCGCCUGCUUGCUCGUCUCGGCCGGCACCGCCCGGCGGAAGCGGAUCCCCGCGGGGGGGAAGGCGGUGGUGGUGACAGGAUGCGAUUCCGGCUUUGGGAAGGCAGCCGCCCAGCACCUGGACAGGCUGGGGCUGACCGUCUAUGCCAGCGUGCUGGACCUGAAGAGCUCUGGGGCAGAAGAGCUUCGGCAGACGUGCUCCCCACGGCUGACUCUCCUGCAAAUGGACCUCACGAAGGCGGAGGACAUUCAGCAUGCCCUGCAGUUCAUCAAGGCCCAGACCGGAAGGACAGGUCUCUGGGGCCUCGUGAAUAACGCUGGGUUCAAUGACACCAUUGCCAAUGCAGAACUGACACCGCUGCUCCACUUCCGCACCUGCAUGGAGGUGAACUUCUUUGGGCCCUUGGAGCUGACCAAAGGACUGCUGCCCCUGCUCCGCUCAUCCCGUGGCAGGAUCGUCACAGUCAGCAGCCCGGCUGGCAAUAUGCCCUACCCCUGCCUGGCCAGCUACGGUACCUCCAAAGCGGCUCUCAGCCUUCUGAUGGACACCUUCCACUGUGAGCUUGCACCCUGGGGAAUCAGAGUGAGCGUGAUUUUUCCAGGGUACUUCAAAACAGGUGACAGCUGUAACCCCGAGUACUGGAAGGAAAAGAAGGAGCAGCUCCUUUCAGCAUUACCUGCUGACCUUCUGGAAGCUUACGGAGAGGACUAUCUUGAGGAAAUCAACAGGCAAUUUUUGAGCUUCAUGAAGAUGGCUGUGGAGGACCUAAGCUGUGUGGUGGACAGCAUCACCGACGGCCUCCUGUCCACCAAACCACGGCUAAAAUACUAUCCCGGGAGAGGCCUGUGGCUCAUGUACUUCAUCCACCAUUACCUCCCUCACACCGUCCGGGACCUUUUCCUGAAAGCCUUUUUUAUCAAUCCAAAGCUGCCCCAGGGAUUGUGUCCCCAGGCCUGCCACCCACCCAAGGCGUUGUGA